Adineta steineri is the source of this 696-nucleotide messenger RNA. NCBI's taxonomy places the organism in Eukaryota, Metazoa, Rotifera, Eurotatoria, Adinetida, Adinetidae. The record is from the annotation of a GenBank genome assembly.
AUGAAUAUCUUCUAUGUAAUUUUGUCUAUAUUUAUCCUAUAUACAAGUAUUGUUCAAUGUAAUAACAUUACAUCAGAUAUAUCUAAUGAGCGCGCCGCUAACUACUGUUAUUUCUGUUCAAAUUGUCCAAAUCCAUUUGAUCCAUCCAGUGCAUUUGUAACUGAAGUAUAUUCAAAAACAGGAUGGUGUGCUAUGAUGACAACUGACGAUUCAACUUAUGCUAGUUAUACACGAGGUAUUCCUCCGGGUGGUGUUUGUACUGUAAAUGGAUGUUCGUGGAAAACAAUGAGUGGAGUUUAUACACGUGUUUGUUGUUGUAAUCAAAAUUUAUGUAAUGGAGCAAGUGAACCAACUACUACUCUAGGACCUAUCGGUAAUACAUGUUACUCUUGUUCAACUUGUCCAUUGCCAUUCGAUGAACACAGUUCAUAUGUUUCAGAAAUCUAUUCAGCUACAGGUUGGUGUGCUAAAAAAAGUCUUUCAAAUGCAGUCAAUGCCGUUGUUACUAGAGGAGCUGCUGAGCUAAAUCUCUGUAUUUCGAGUGGAUGUACAUGGAGGAUAAUUGCCGAAGUCAAUACAUUGAUUUGUUGUUGUAGAGACUACAAAUGCAAUACUGGUGUCUCCACAUCAAAAUCAACUAUUGCCUUGUUAAGCACUUCAUUGAUAAUAACCAUUAUUAGUCGAAAGAGUUUUUAA